Diuraphis noxia (Russian wheat aphid) is the source of this 2412-nucleotide messenger RNA. Its product is annotated as protein O-mannosyl-transferase Tmtc2-like. Gene Ontology annotation, molecular function: mannosyltransferase activity; protein binding. Lineage: Eukaryota; Metazoa; Arthropoda; Insecta; Hemiptera; Aphididae. The record is from RefSeq and is a predicted model, not a curated record. Gene Ontology annotation, cellular component: endoplasmic reticulum membrane. Gene Ontology annotation, biological process: protein O-linked glycosylation via mannose.
CGGGACUGAAGGCUAUGUCGUACCACGCUACCAACGUGGCGCUCCACGGACUGGCCACCGGCCUGGUGCUGUUCGUCGCCCGUACGGUGACGAGCAAGAUCGGCGCACUGAUGUCCGCCACCCUGUUCGCCGUGCACCCGGUGCACGCGGACGCCGUGGCCUCGGUGGUCGGCCGGGCCGACGUGCUGUCGUGCGUGUUCUUCUUGCUGUCAUUCCUGUUCUACGGCUGGCACGUGCGGGCCAGGGACAGCCACCGGCACCACGGCCAACAACAACACGGGCUCGGUGGUCGGCGGCCGCAGCCGUGCUGCGGCAAAAACGGCGACGGCCGUCCGGCGGCCGCUUACCUAGUGUUUUGCGUGCUGUUCGCGCUCCUGUCCAUGCUGUCCAAGGAAAACGGCAUAUCCGUCAUGGCUGUGUGCAUAGGUUAUGAACUCAUGCUGCGGCUUAGAUCCAUCAAGAGGUGGARCAAGGUAAAUGCGUACCAGGACAACAAGAUAACGUUGAAAGUGCUGGUUACCAGCACCGCGGUUAUGGUUGCGGGCCGGUUGUGCGUCAUGUCGGGCGCGGUGCCGUCGUUUGCGGCGUCAGACAACCCAGCGGCCAAGCACCCGGACCCGACCGUCAGGGCGCUGACGUUCUUGCACCUGCCUGUGGUCAGUGCCCGACUGCUGGUGUGGCCACAAGUGCUCAGCUACGACUGGUCGAUGGACGCCGUGCCGCGGAUCGAGUCGGCGGCCGACCCACGAAACGUGGUUACCGUGCUGUUCUACGCGGUUCUAGCGGCCAUCGCUCGCGCUUCCGUCCGGCGGAAACGGACUGCCGUGGCCGUGGCCGCCGCCGUKUCCGUCGCCUCGUACGUGCCCGCGUCCAACGCCCUGUUCUACGUCGGCUUCGUGGUGGCCGAGCGUGUGCUGUACAUACCAAGCGUCGGCUACUGCUUGUUGGUAGGCUCUUCGGCCGCCRCGCUGGCCAAGACCGCCAGUGGACGCCGGUCGGCCAUCGUGUAUGCCCUAUACGCCGUGACGGUGGCCACCUACGGUCUGCGGACCGUGCUCAGAAACCGCGACUGGCACGACGAAGAGUCGCUCUACCGGUCCGGCAUCCAAGUCAACCCACCAAAAUCUUAUGGCAAUCUCGGUUCGAUACUCAGCUCUCAAGGCAGAACAAACGAAGCAGAAAUGGCAUACCGAUCCGCACUCAAACAUCGGCCAAACAUGGCUGACGURCAUUACAAUCUUGGAAAUCUGUUACGGAACAACAAAAAUUAUGACGAAGCAAUUUCUAGCUACARGUCGGCGAUCAAUUUCAGACCUACAUUAGCGUUGGCGUAUCUGAGUCUGGGCGAUUGUUUGGCAGCUACUAAUCGGUACACCGAAGCCGAGGCGGUCUUGAACAAAUGCCUUUAUCUGGACGGUUCCAGAGUGAAAGACAUUAGGUCACACGUGACUGCUAAAAAGUCAUGUGUGCUUCGGUUGGGCAGAAUGUUUGCKACAGUUGGAAAACACCAGGAAGCAGUAAAAGUUUUCAAAUCGGCCAUCAAAUCUGACGGGUCUUCGUCGCAGACAAUGCUGUACGCCUUGGCAGACUCCCUGUCGGCGCUUGGCAGAGACGCGGAAGCCGAGCUCUACUACAGGCAACUGCUCCGGGUCAACCCAACAGACGUGUCCGCCUUCCUGACGUACGGCGAUCUCUUGGCCAAAAACCGUUCAAGAGUGUCCGAGGCGGAAGAAUGGUACGGCAAAGCACACCGGACUGCCCCAGACGACCCGAUGGUGCGGACCAGGUACGCUGAUUUCCUGUCUUCCGUUGGCAGGCUAGACGAUGCGGUGGAACAAUACGAGGCAGCUGCGGCGCUGGCUUCCGAUGACCACGAGAUCGUGGUCAAGACGGCCACGAUGCUUCGCAAGAUAGGCCGGACGUCCGACUCGGAAACGUACUACAGGAGGGCCGUGCGACUUUACCCUCAGGACGCGGCGAGUCACAGCAACCUGGGAGCGAUACUUCACAUCAACAACAAGUUGGACGAGGCAGAACGGUCGUACAAGAACGCGCUUCGACUGCAGCCGGACGACGCGACCACGUUGGCCAAUCUCCAGAAACUCAGAAACGUCCAUCGGCAUCGGCACACGGUCAAAUGAUCGGUACCCCCCGAUCUGUAAAAUUAUAAUACAUAACUUAUAGGUACAAUGUUAAUCAUACACGUGAAUAAUAUACCGUGGUUAUUCUCGUGGUCAUCGUAUCGAAGCCAAUUUCCUAUACCUAUUAUUAUAAUUAUAUGCAAAUAAUAUUAUCUUAUAUUCGUUACGUUAUUUUCCAUCAUGUACACUUAUACUUUUCUUCUUCGUAUUAUUUUCUUUUUUAACAAUAUUUUAUAAUGUUAAGUCUUUCUUUACGUUCUUUUUUUUUUUU